AUGGAACAUUCAAUUAUUACACCAGCAUGGAUAUUUCCUGUUUUAUUACAAAUGCCAAAUGAAGUAGAAAAAAUGGCGACGACAUUUUUAGAACAAGUUGGUCUUCAAAAAUUUCCUGAUAAAAUCGAUACACCGGUAUUAGAAAUUCGAGAUUUAGCAAUGGGAAUUUGUUGUUAUGGAAUAUUUGCAAAUAAACUUUAUGGAGCAGAAGAAGAUGUGAAGUUUAUGUUUGUUAGUCUUAUUCAACGUUGUGAUGGUAACAAUGAUAUUUUAUCCCAAGCAAUGGAUAAAUUUUAUGAUUUAUCAAGUUUAAUUGAAGCAUUUUAG
Molecule: messenger RNA, 327 nt
Organism: Rotaria sp. Silwood1
Lineage: Eukaryota; Metazoa; Rotifera; Eurotatoria; Philodinida; Philodinidae
Source: the annotation of a GenBank genome assembly